This is a messenger RNA of Monomorium pharaonis (pharaoh ant), 3452 nucleotides long. RefSeq lists its product as uncharacterized. Lineage: Eukaryota; Metazoa; Arthropoda; Insecta; Hymenoptera; Formicidae. The transcript has 5 exons. The record is from RefSeq and is a predicted model, not a curated record. The coding region runs from base 163 to 1551 and encodes 462 amino acids.
CCUGCCGCCGCAGCCGCAGUGUGCCAACGAACGUCGUGCGGUGUGGAUGUGUCGUCGCUGCGCGCCGUAACGCAAAUGUAACGGGACGCGAUUAUGCGUCCGCGCGGUAUCGCGCCGUGAUCUCUCGCCGCCGUAACGGAAGAAUUAUGUCGACUUGGCGAGAUGGGUAAUCUGGCGACGCUACUCGUGAGAUUCGGUGCUGCGUUCCUGCUCGCCUGUCACGCGGAUUACAGCCUGGCCCAGGACAAUUCGUCGGCCACGGAGUGCAUCGAGUCCGAGACGGGAUGCAGGAGGUGCAGGGACGGGACUUGCGCCAGAUGCGCCGUGCUACUACAUCAGGGUACCUGCGUGCAUACCUGCCCACCGGGCUUCGUCGCCGACUGGUCCACCCGCGACGAGUACAUGGGCCGCAUCUGCCGCGAGACCGGCUACAUGUUCGGCCUCACCGGUAGCCAGGUCGCGAUAUUGGUGGGGGUGGUCUCCGGUGCUACCAUUUGCAUCUUCAUCAUCCUCUGCGGCGCGAUAGUCGUGCACCGGCGCAAGAAGAGGGCAGCGAAGCUGGCACAGCAGUUUGAGGACAGCGCGGAAAGGAGGGAGUUUCUGAAACACCUGGCGACGCUCCGUGGAGAGGCCAAUACUUUCCUCGCUAUGCUCAACGACACUAGAAGACAGGUCAGAGAGCUGUACUACUCGGGAAGUAACGGAGACGGUGCCGUCGGAAUCCAGGCGUACAGACCAGUGCUACGUGACCUAGCGAGAAUAUUAGUCCUCGUGAACAGGCGAGACGAUGAAAUACCACUUCCGCCCGACGAUUGGCAACGACUAUUCUCGUGGGCAGAGCGGCUGCUGAGAAGAUACAAAAGGCACAGUUCUCCAGAAGUGGCUCAGCUCGUGACGUUCCUGCAGCAGCCGACGAACAACCCCGUCCAGAUGACUCCGUCACCGACGCAACCGGUCACGGCGUCGCAAUCACCACCUCAUCAGCCCGUGUACGAACCGAGAAGCACCCCUACUAAUCUCACCACAUUCCAAGCGAACGUGCCGCUCGCGACGUUCCAAGCGAGCGACAAGUCGAGCAUCAGUCCGGCCAGUUCGAGCCUCGGCUACACGAAGGAUCACAGUCCCCUCGGGUCGAGUCUAGGUCAAAACAGCGCUUCCGGCGUUUAUAACAGCGAGAAGCUCAGCCCGAAUGGCUCGACGAUCGGUCAAACGACACCCCUCGUUUACGAGAGUAAUCUGAAGCGAGGAGGCUCGAGGACGACGAGCGAUUCGCAUUUCCAAGAACUGCAGACAAUCUCUGCAUUCAAUCGCAGUUACAAUGUUGGCGCACUGCCCCUAGAGACCAACAGCAUCCGCGCGUUGCACGACGAAUGCGAGAUUAACGAUGGCCUGGACCGCGACUUGAAUCCCCAAUGGAAGUUUCAGAGCAGCCCCGUGGAGGCGGCCAAUUACACUAUUCUGUCGGACUGGUCGCCCGCACGCGACUAUCUCAUCGACGACUUUACGAUUCUCGGCUUUCGGCCACAGGACGAGAUCACCACGGAAUUAUAAUAAUUGUAAUCGACUGAUAGUGAUACAUAUCCAAACAAGACUUAUAAAGGAGAGAUUAUGAAACGCUUGCGUGUUAUGUCUAAAUAUCGUCAUUUAGACAUAAUCGAUUUCGAUCUUGCUAUUCUUAGGAAUUUUCUUCGACAAUCCUGUAACGAUAUUUCGUAUUAUAUUGAUGAUAUUUAUCAAUUGUUUUAUUUGUGAAAGGGUAUUGUAUGAAACUAUACCCGCUACAUCUAUAUGUUACUCGAUCGGUAUUAUCAAUUUUUUUUAUAAAUGAGUUUAAACUAGAGUUAAAACUUAAAACAAGAAAAAAUUAAUGGACAACCAUGAAUAUGCAAAUGAAUAACUUGAUGUUAACUAAAAUUGUAUUUUGGAAAAAUUGGCAACAAUACAAUACCAGCAGUUAAAAAUAAAAUAGAUUCAUCAUGUUGCAGUGUUUUGAAAGAAGAACAUACAAAGUUUAAAUGAAGUAGAUUCAGAAUUAGCAAAUUUACUAACAAAUAAAUUUCUUUUAGAAUAUCAAAGGCAGAGAGUAGAGAAUAAAAAUAGUGUGCAAAAACGGAGAAAGUUUUGAGAAAGUUACAAGGAUUUUUGCAAAUCAUUGUUAAAGAAAAUAAGACAGAAAUUGAUUUGAUGUACUUUCUUGGUUAUCGACACAUUUCUUUAUUUUUUUUUAAUUUUAAACAUAUAUUUAUAUCAUUUUAAAUAGAUAGCAUACACUAGUUCAGCUAUAAAAAUCUAUUUUCUAAUUAUUAAUGUCGAUAAUUAGGAAAUAUUUGAACAAUAAAUUAUCCUACAGUCAAUGUUAAGACACAAACAAAUGCCAUUAAGUAUGAAAAGUUUAAUUAAACUGCUAUGAAAAAAAUCAUGUAAAAAUUUGUUAUCUGGAAAAGGACAAUGAAAAAACUCGAGUCCUCCAAGUUUUCUUUGGAGGCUGAUCUGAUAUGAAAUGUUAGGUAUUAAUGAUUUUCAUAACAUUAAUUUCUACGAAACAGUAUUUAUGUCCUAAAUAUUGUCUCAUUUUAUUAUAAUAAUAAUAUCUAAUUUAAAUAUAUUCUAGUACACUGUGCAAUAGAAAAAAAUGCAAUGGUAUCAAGUUGUAAAAGCUUUGUGUAAAUAUUGGUUUUUAUUUAAUUUCUGCAUAUCCCUAUAGUUGCAUAAAACAUUGGCGGAGCAUUGGGAAGUAAUGUAAAUAUAAUAUCCCUAAUAUUGAUUUAAUAUUUAAUUUUUUGUAUUGGACAUUAAUUGCAUUUUAAUUUGGAAACAAUAUAUUACGAACCAAGUAACGUUACAUUGGAAAGACAUUAGCCAAUGCAUUCCAAAUUGCAAUGUUUAGUCAAUAUUAAUCAAUGUUUAGCCAAUAUCAGCCAAUGUACUGCCAACGUAUUGUUACUACUAGGGGUGUCUAAUAAUGAUUAUCUUAUAUAUAUAGUGUACUAGUCAACAUUUCCGUUUACAUCGAAAUAUUAAAGCGCAUCUUUAUGAUUUUCAUAUUUAUUUGCUUUUACUUCUGGCCUGCACUUACGCCUGCAUCUAACUUUAAUUUGUUCUCCCGGCAAACUUAUAAUUGUAUAAAUAUGUAUGUACAAUCAUCAAUGACAAGACAUUGAUCACCAAUCAUGUGAUUCGCCAUUAUAGUGUUCGUUAUACACUACGUUUUAUAAACUCCACUUGAGUUAGUACAACAAUCGUUAAAAUUAACAACAAAGUGGAGAACGCGAAUCUUACAACUACAAUUUUAUUUAUAUAAACGAACAUAUAUACACGCUACACACAUUUGAGUUGAACGUGUCAUUAUAUAUACGUAUGACCAGAUGGUCACUUGUACAAAUUGAUGUAAAUAAUUAAUAUUUUAGUAUUAAAUGUAAGAAAUUAUAAAAUAUAUGCAUACUUUGUCAAUU